Anarrhichthys ocellatus (wolf-eel) is the source of this 2306-nucleotide messenger RNA. RefSeq names its product DEAD (Asp-Glu-Ala-Asp) box polypeptide 18 (gene ddx18). Bases 75 to 2033 code for a protein of 652 amino acids. The record is from RefSeq and is a predicted model, not a curated record. NCBI's taxonomy places the organism in Eukaryota, Metazoa, Chordata, Actinopteri, Perciformes, Anarhichadidae. The transcript has 14 exons. Gene Ontology annotation, molecular function: ATP binding; nucleic acid binding; RNA helicase activity.
CAGGCGAUGCAGACUGGUGCCCCGAAGGGUCCUCAACACCGCUCACAUACACACGUGUGCCCUACGCCGUUACCAUGGCGGACCUACAGAUGAAGCUUCUCCGCAAGAAAAUUCAGAAAAGAAAUGACAAGAACAAAGAGCGAAAACUACUUAAGGCGAAGGCAGUGGACGAAGAGACCGUGAACUCAAACGGACUGGAAGACAAAAGUGGUGAGAAAGCAGAAAGUGCUCCUAAGAAAACGCAGAAGAAACAGAACGUGGGGCCACUGGAAGGGACCGCGACAGAGGAACCCCCUCUGAAGAAGAAGAAGAAGAAGAGGAAGCUGGCGGACACGGCGGAAUCACCAGUUGAGAAGAAGAUGAAAACGGUGAAAGAAGCGGGAGAAGAAGACGAGGACGAGGAGGAGGGAGAUGCUUUAGCAGAUGGAGAAAAGAAAAGCCAUAAACCGGAGGAAGCUGCAGAUGAGGAAGAGGAGGGAGAAGAUGAUGAGGAGGAAGAAGAGCAGCCUGAAUUACCAUCUGGUUUGACAGGAGCCUUUGAGGACACGUCCUUCGCCUCUCUCACUGAUCUGAUGAGUGACGGCACGCUGAAAGCGGUGAAGGAGAUGGGCUUUGAACACAUGACCGAGAUCCAGCACAAAAGUAUCCGCCCCCUGCUGGAGGGAAGGGAUAUUCUGGCUGCUGCCAAGACGGGGAGCGGUAAAACCUUGGCCUUCCUCAUCCCGUCUAUAGAGCUCAUCUACAAACUCAAGUUCAUGCCCAGGAACGGCACCGGCGUGGUGAUUCUUUCCCCCACACGCGAGUUGGCAAUGCAGACUUACGGCGUGCUGAAGGAGUUGAUGGCGCACCACGUGCACACCUUCGGUCUGACCAUGGGCGGCAGCAACCGCUCAGCGGAGGCCCAGAGGCUGGCCAACGGGGUCAACAUCCUAGUGGCCACACCCGGCCGUCUGCUGGACCACCUCCAGAAUACUCCUGGGUUCAUGUACAAGAACCUACAGUGUCUGAUUAUCGACGAGGCCGACCGAAUCUUAGAGGUGGGCUUCGAGGAGGAGCUGAAGCAGAUCAUCAAGCUGCUGCCAAAGAAGAGACAGACCAUGCUGUUUUCAGCCACUCAGACCCGUAAGGUGGAGGACUUGGCUCGCAUCUCCCUGAAGAAAGAGCCGCUCUACGUCGGCGUGGAUGACAACAAAGACAAUGCCACUGUUGACGGCCUGGAGCAGGGUUACGUGGUGUGUCCGUCAGAGAAGCGCUUCCUGCUGCUCUUCACCUUCCUGAAGAAGAACCGCAAGAAGAAGCUCAUGGUCUUCUUCUCCUCCUGUAUGUCUGUGAAGUUCCACUACGAGCUGCUCAACUACAUCGACCUGCCUGUCAUGGCCAUCCAUGGCAAACAGAAGCAGACCAAACGAACCACCACCUUCUUCCAGUUCUGUAACGCCGACUCAGGCAUCCUGCUGUGUACAGACGUGGCGGCCCGAGGCCUGGACAUCCCCGAGGUGGACUGGAUCGUCCAGUACGACCCCACAGAUGACCCCAAGGAGUACAUCCACAGGGUGGGCAGGACAGCCAGAGGCAUCAACGGCAAAGGCCACGCGCUCCUCAUCCUCCGGCCAGAGGAGCUCGGCUUCCUGCGCUUCCUGAAACAGGCCAAGGUCCCACUGAGCGAGUUUGACUUUUCUUGGAGCAAGAUCUCUGAUAUCCAGUCCCAGAUGGAGAAGCUGAUUGAGAAGAACUACUAUCUCCACAAGUCAGCCCAGGAGGCCUACAAGUCGUACGUGAGGGCGUACGACUCCCACUCGCUCAAACAGAUCUACAGCAUCAACACUCUGAACCUCCCCAUGGUGGCGCUGUCAUUUGGCUUCAAAGUUCCUCCUUACGUCGACCUGAAUGUUCACAGCGGUAAAGGUGGGAAGAUUCAGAAGCGAGGCGGCGGAGGUGGAUUUGGAUACCAGAAGUCCAACACCGGGCAAAAACCCAGAAUCUUCAAGCAUGUGAACAAAGGAAAGGGGGAGCGGAGGCAGUUCUCCCGCUGAACCCUUCAAGUGAACUCCUCCUGGACUGAUUAUUCUUCUUCUGUGUAUUUGACGAACUGCCCUUUUAUUUGAUGAACUUCCUGCUUUGAACAGAAGGCGGGGCUCUGACAUGUAGGCCCAGCUGGCCUAUGAGGUGUGCGAGUGUAUUUAGGAACUGUAAAGACAGUGUUGAAAUAGGCCGCUGCAUUCCUUGUGUGUUCUUUCCACUGUGGACUCACUUUUCUAACAUUACUUCAUGUCAUCUUCCUGCAAUAUUAAAUCUAUUGACUUUCA